Messenger RNA from Symbiodinium pilosum, 1127 nucleotides. NCBI's taxonomy places the organism in Eukaryota, Dinophyceae, Suessiales, Symbiodiniaceae. The record is from the annotation of a GenBank genome assembly.
AUUGACGUCCUGGAUGACAUAGUGGAAGAGGAGGACGUGGAGGCCUCCGACUGCGAAGACUGCCAGGCGGUGCCCCCGGCGCCUGGCACCCAGGAGGGGGACGUGCAGUGCCUUUCGCUGCUCCGAGAAGAGGUCAAACAACGCAGUGAGAUUUUGGAGCUGGAGGCUUCCAUGUUGCAGCAAGCGCCAGCAGAAGCUUCCAGUACCAAGCUGCCCAUGACCGAGCCCAGCGAGACAGGUCCCUGCACUCUGGAAGAUAUUCUGCGGCAUCACAGCCUCCAGCACUUCACAGAGCUGGCAGCAUGCCGCCGCGUCAGAUCCAUGGCUGGCAGCAUCCGUGAGUUGGUUGCUCGCGUGCGUGUGGAGGAAGGCAUCCUGUCUGCUAAUCAGGUGUGCCAGGGAGCAAAACCCUUGACGGAGCAUGCCAAGAUGCUGCAGGCGUUGUCCAAGGCGCAGCAGUCGUUCGGCUUGGUGGCCAAUCGGCAGAGCAGGGCGACGGCUUGGACCUCUUUCUCCAAACUUGUUGCGGAAAAUGCGACAUCCAUUGUUCAGCAAAGCCACGGCGAUGCACAGACAGCAGAGGUGGCGCAGCCGAUUUGCUGGUUUCAGCCAGCGCACGUGACCAACGACCAAGGAAGGCUGGAGGCUAAGCAUACAGCCUACGUCCAGGUUGUGCUUCUGCAGCCAUGCAACGCAGAGGAAUCGCAAGCAAGUGCAACUGCGCCUUUCUGGGCAACCUCCUUGAGCCCGGCCCUCACCUUGGAUCCACACGACGAGCUUGGCUUGAUUCUGUAUCAGAUCCCAGAGACAGAGUACCUUUGCAGAGCCACGGGCGAUGCCAUGGUCGUGCGCAUAAGCAGGGCGGCGUACUCAGCCAUGACUGGUCUGACAGGUGUUGGGUUAAUGCCCAGCCCCACUGCCGACAGCAAGUUGGAAGAGUGGUGCAAGGAGGCAUUCACAAGCAGCUCGUUUGGACUCGCGAAGGCAGGCAUCGAGAAGAUGACUCGCUACAUGCACGUGAUGAAGCACCUCUACCAGCAGCAGACGAAGGAGCAGCUGCUGGACAAGAACGGAGAGAUUCUUCCCUUGAAAAAGAACAAAGGAAGAGCGACCCUGGCCUGCAUUUG